UUGAUCUUUGCUUUGAAUCCAUUGCGUGCCGCCGCGCGACGCUCGAUGGCGAUUCCAGGCAGCGUCAUGUGGAAGAAGGGCAAGGAGGAGGAAGCAUUCUACACUCGUAUGUUUCAACUGGCAGAUGUCGACAAAACCGGCAAGGUGGAAGGCAAAACAGCCGUCGAAUUCUUCACCACGAGUGGUCUGCCGGCUACAAUCCUCAAGCAGGUGUGGUCAUUGGCCAGCACCAACAUGCAGCCGUAUUUGAACCAAGACGAGUUCAACGUCGCGCUCGGAUUAAUUGCGUUGGCCCAAUGUGGGGAUACGCUUGACCUGGAUCGCCUUGCCGCGUUGGGCAACUCCCACGCGCUUCCACUACCUGUCCUUCACAUUGACGGCGCCAAUUCAAAGGACUUUGUCAUGGCAGCAACCGACGAAUACAAGUACAAGACGCUCUUCCGAGAUGCUGUUGGCGGCGACGUCGACGGUACAAUCACCGCCACCGCCGCGAUGGAGCUCUUUCAAAAGUCAGGCAUGCCCCUCUCCGAACUGCAAGAAAUCUACCGCUUGGUAGACUCUGGCAUGAACACCGGACUGCAAGUGGCGACAUUCACGAUCGCAAUGCACUUGAUCGUGUGCAAAACUCGUCGCGGCAUGGCACAAAUCCCAACAACGAUCCCCAUGGAGCUCUUCCCGACGCUGGCCCUGCCUCCCAUCAAGCUUGACCAAGUCGCGACAGGACAGAAUGCUGCCGCCAUGCUCGAGUUACAGCUGGGGGCGCAGAAGCAACUCGUUGGCGCUGUCGCGCAUGUGCCAGCAGCUUCUUUGACGCCACUGGAAGUGCAUUUGAAUGCUGUGGAAGCGCUGGGGUAUGCGCUACCCCCUUCCGCUCGGCAAGCGCCAGGCGACAGCGCGAGCCUUUCCGAGCUUGAGGCCGUCUUGCUGCGGUAUAUUGCACAAGUUACGCAGGAGCUACUUGUGCUACAGCAACAGGACAAAACAGCCCCCGUUGUCCCCGUGCACACGCUGCUCCAGACGCUGACAAACCUCAAGCAGCAGUCGGCACGGCUCGUGGAGCAAAAGGAAGCCGCGUUGCGAUGCCAGCCCAAGAACCAGCCACACCACCACAACUCAAAUUUGCACGUCGACGUGGACAAGUCGGUCACUUCGAGUGGAUUUGGCUUCUCGACUAGUUUCGACGCUUCGUUUGACAACGCCGCCAAGCGUGCUCCCGCCCAGUCGUUUGAAUGGACAGUCGAUGGGGACCCGUUCUCCCCGAAUCCGCCGCCGCCGAUCGCGAGCGCCGCCCCCACAUUUGUCGCGGCCGACGGGGCAAGCCUCUUCUCGCCAACUCCAUCCACCCACGCCUCGUUUGCGUUUGACGGGUCUGCAGGCACAGGAGGAAGUUCAAGUGCCAAGCCAGACCAGUUUGUCUCGUUCCAGAGCAUGGCGAAACCAGCAGCUCCAGCCGUCAUUUUAGAUGCAUUUGCUGCUGCUACAACGUCCACAUUCAAUGCGUUCGAUGCGAUGAACGAAAUGGACCUGAGCGUCACGGAAAAGUACAUCGUGGCGUCCCCCGAAACCACACUCGCUGAAAAGAUCGCCGUGAUCCCGACCACUCGCUCAUCCACAGCCUUGAAGCGAUCGACCAGCGCCACAUCGGACAACGUGUCGCUGUCGCGGAGACCGUCCAUGAUGGCGUCCGUGCCGCCGCCGUCGUUGUCCGCCACGGGCAGGAGCCAGUCGUCGUCAUUCGCCGACGAGUUUGCACCGAAGCCAGUCGAGCCACAGCCCGUGGCGGCGUUUGGCGCGUUCGACGCUGACACCGCGUUGUCGGCACCAUCUCAAGAUAGCUUUGCCUCGUUUGCAGCAACGACAGCCGCUCCCGGUAUCCCGUCUCUCACGGACGCAUCGUCGUCCGAUUUUGGCGAUUUCAGCGGCGACACGUCGUUCCCAGCAUUCGACGACGCUCCAUCGUUCCACCCGCCGACCGAGCAAGACUCGUUCGAGACGUCGUUCGACGUGGACCAGGCGUCGAUCCCCACCUUUUCAACGUCCUUUGACAGCGUCGUGCAGACCGAUGCAUUCACCGCAGACUUUGGCAAGUUUGAAGCCUCUUUUGCUGCGUUUGGCGUCCAUGACACCUCGGCGGCCACGGCGUCGGAUGGCUUUGACGCACCGGCCUUUGCUGGCACGACCUCCAUCUCGGACGGAUUUGGUGCGUUUUGCGUUGACGGCGCGAUGUCGUCCUGUGCACCUUCAUCGUCGACCGCAACCAACGACGACGUCGGCGCUGGAUUCGGCGACUUGACUACCUCGUCGGCGUCCCCCGAGCCGUUCGGAUUGUUGCCAGCACACGACCCAUCCACCGACGUGUUUGAAUUUGGCGAAUCGACGACACCAGACUCGCAAGAGGUGCCGCACCCUGCCAGCGACAACGACGUGGCGAACGGCAGAGCCCAUGCCGAGACGAGUGACCGACCGCUUGGCUCUGGCCAAGCAUGCAAUAGCCCGCUGGAUGCUGUUGGUUUCUCAACUGUAUUUGGUGACGUCGACGGAUCCAGCGGCGCCGACGCCGCCGUCUCGUUCAGCGAUGCCUUCGCCGCGCCGUCCUUUGGUGGAAUUGGAAGCACGUCGACUCGACUUGACGACGUCGGUGCUGCAUUUGGGAACGAUCUCGACACGGACAAUGCCGUGCUUCGUCCGACUGACGUGAUUCCACGAUCGGACCAUCGAGACGUUGCCUCCUCGGAGACCCCUUCGACCGUCCACGAAGCUCCAGAUGCACCGGAGGACGAAUCCGAGCUCUCUGGCGCCGCGUCUACACACGAAGAUGCUGACGCCGCGGCGGCAGGACGUGGCUGUCUCUUUGGCCUGCCCAAAGACGACGCGCCAUUCGACGACCGUAGUCCGACUUCCCCGACCAGCACCAUUCCAUCAACGGACCAGCAAACUACAGCGCCGAUGCGCUCCACAACCGCGGUUGACAUGCACGUCCCGGCAACGGAUCGCUUGGACGAUUGGACUGAGUUGGGUGCGUUCCCCAUGCGCCCCGCGGCCGCGCCGACACUGUCCUUGACGCCCGACGCAUUCGCGACGACUGUCGUCGCGGCCGACACAGACUUUGUGUUUCCUGUGUUCGACGCUCCCAAGCCAUCCGUGCCGCCGGCCGCAACGACCUCCACCAACGACGACAUCUUUGGCGACUUUACCUUGUCGACCUCGGACCGUCGAGUGGCGACCGAUCCGUUCUUGCCGAGUUUUUUCUCGGACAACGGACCGUUCACAGCGACAUUUGCGACCGAGCCAGCCAAUGUCGCGGACGCCACCAACUCGUUUGCCAACUUUGCCGACUUUCAAGCGAGCGUCGGGACGUCUGCGUGGGACGUUUCCGCGUUCCCGGCACCGACAGACCACAGCUCGAAUCCUCCCGCGGAGUCGACGUCAGUCCCGGCCGAUUUUUCAUUUUAACCAACUCUCGAUUUCCGUGUGGAUGAUGGGUCAAUAAGGCAGGUCUCGAAAUCGCAGCAUCCCACAGCAGCACAGCGGCAUGGAGGCCAGAGUAGAUGAUGAACCACACGAUUCAUGGAGAUGCAUUUGUUCGUGGCGAG
Aphanomyces invadans is the source of this 3593-nucleotide messenger RNA. RefSeq lists its product as hypothetical. Gene Ontology annotation, biological process: endosomal transport; endocytosis. NCBI's taxonomy places the organism in Eukaryota, Oomycota, Saprolegniomycetes, Saprolegniales, Verrucalvaceae. Gene Ontology annotation, molecular function: calcium ion binding; protein binding. Gene Ontology annotation, cellular component: plasma membrane; cytoplasm. The transcript has 5 exons. The record is from RefSeq and is a predicted model, not a curated record. Bases 46 to 3453 code for a protein of 1135 amino acids.